Messenger RNA from Hydatigera taeniaeformis, 288 nucleotides. NCBI's taxonomy places the organism in Eukaryota, Metazoa, Platyhelminthes, Cestoda, Cyclophyllidea, Taeniidae. The record is from the annotation of a GenBank genome assembly.
AUGUUUUCUCCCCCUGAUCUGGGAGUACUCGCAGCAGCGUUUCAUCCUAAUGGACUGAGCAACACCACCAAUAGCACGGGCGCCAACGGCCGAUUUCCUCAGACUACCAACUCUGACGAGGCCGGUGGGAAUAACUUUAACACCGGAUUUUGCAGUCGACAAUCGGCGUUUUCGUCUCCCGAAAAGGGUGUCCUAUCUCCACGACAAAACUCCUACGUUGGUGUGACAGGUAAGCUUAAUUUUACUGUUUCCCUCCUAUCCGAAAUCGUUCAUGCGAUUGGUGUGUAA